Lates calcarifer (barramundi perch) is the source of this 3060-nucleotide messenger RNA. It is a transcript of the gene samhd1a, whose product is annotated as SAM domain and HD domain 1. Lineage: Eukaryota; Metazoa; Chordata; Actinopteri; Centropomidae. Gene Ontology annotation, biological process: defense response to virus; regulation of innate immune response; dGTP catabolic process. Gene Ontology annotation, cellular component: nucleus. The record is from RefSeq and is a predicted model, not a curated record. Gene Ontology annotation, molecular function: dGTPase activity; protein binding. The transcript has 16 exons. Bases 210 to 2081 code for a protein of 623 amino acids.
ACGGAUGGCUUUUGUGUUUCGGUUUAACCUGACGCACCCAGUGAAUAACCAAAACCCGGGUAUUUUUCACCGCCAGGCAGCCUGGGUGUCUUCUGCGCAGGGGUUACCCGAUCAGCUGUUGUUGCAGUCGGCGUGGGGAAACGUUGCCGUGUUUAAUUGUGCAGGUUUCUGCUUUUCUGACCGACCCGAACAACCGCCCGUUUGUCGACAUGGAGAAUCGAAAACGACCGUUAGAGGCGGUUUCGAGCACCGGCUUCAAAACGCCGGAGAAGAGAGUGUCAAUGGUCCGGCUGCAGGACUCGGACUACAUGCGAUGGGGAGUGGAGGAAACGUGUCAGUACCUACGACGAGAAGGUCUUGGAGCUUGGGAAAAUAAGUUUAGAGCACAAAAAAUAACUGGAGUCGGGCUGAGGUAUCUCGGGGAUGCUGAGCUGGAGAAGAUUGGCAUAGAGUACCUCGGUGACCGUCUGCAGAUCCUACACAGCCUCAGGAAGCUGUGGCAGAUAGAAGCUGAGCCAAGCAAGGUGUUUAAUGAUCCCAUCCACGGGCAUGUGGAGUUACACCCACUUCUCAUCAAAAUCAUAGACACACCUCAGUUCCAGAGGCUACGAAACAUCAAGCAGCUUGGAGGGACCUACUUUGUUUUUCCUGGCGCAUCCCACAACCGCUUUGAGCACUGCAUCGGGGUGGGUUACCUGGCUGGACGACUCGUACAAGCUCUGAAUGAGAGGCAGCCAGAACUCCUAAUCUCUCGCAGAGACAUCCUUUGUGUGCAGAUCGCUGGGCUCUGCCAUGACCUGGGACAUGGGCCAUUUUCCCAUAUGUUCGAUGGGAUGUUCAUCCCCAGAGCACGUCCGGGAGUUACCUGGAAGCAUGAGAUUGCCUCUUUAGCCAUGUUUGACCACCUGGUUGAUGACAAUGGCUUGAAGCCGGUGAUGAAGCAGCACGGCCUGGUGCUGCCUGAGGACCUGGACUUCAUUAAGGAGCAGAUUGCUGGACCACAGGACACUAAAGCAGCUCAAGGCCAGAAGUGGCAGUACAAAGGCCGUCCAGAAGACAAGUCCUUCCUCUACGAAAUCGUGGCUAACAAGAGAAAUGGCAUUGAUGUGGAUAAGUGGGAUUACUUUGCCAGGGACUGCUACCACCUGGGCAUCCAGAAUAACUUCGAUUAUCGCCGCUUCCUGAAGUUUGCCAGGGUGUGUGAGGUGGACGGGCAGAAACACAUCUGUACUCGGGACAAGGAGGUGGGCAACCUGUACGACAUGUUCCACACAAGGAACUGUCUCCACAGAAGAGCCUAUCAGCACAAAGUGGGAAACAUCAUAGAGACCAUGAUCACAGAGGCCUUUUUAAAAGCAGAUCCGCACAUCCAGAUUGAAGGCUCAGGAGGGAAGAUCUUCACUCUCUCUACAGCCAUAGAUGACAUGGAGGCCUACAGCAAGUUGACAGAUCAUGUGUUUGAACAAAUCCUCCACUCGUCCUCCGUGGAGCUGGCUGAAGCGAGGCAGAUUCUGCGCAACAUCAUCUGUCGACGCCUCUACAAGUGUCUGGGCCAAACCCAGGCAGAGAAACCCCUGCAUGCCACUCAGGAGAUGAUUCACAACUGGGAAGCAGAAUUGGCUCAGACCAUCCCUCAGAGUGGCGCCUAUGACGUCAAUCUGAAGCCAGAGGACUUUGUAGUUAAUGUCAUUGUUAUGGACUAUGGGAUGAAGGAGAAGAACCCUGUCAACAAUGUGCGUUUCUAUUGCAAGGACGACCCAACUACAGCCAUCCAGAUUCGCAAGAACCAGGUGUCAAAACUUCUUCCAGAACAAUUUGCUGAGGAGCUGAUCAGGGUCUACUGUAAGAAGACGGAUGAUAAGAGUAUGGAUGCUGCCAAGAAGCACUUUGUCCAGUGGUGCAUGAACAAGAACUUCUCAAAACCUCAGGAUGGAGACAUAAUUGCACCUGAGCUGACCCCUCUGAAAGCCAGCUGGUCAAACAAAAAUGAAGGCGAGGACGGCGAAGAUGGCGGCCCUAGAGAAGUAAAUGGCAUUAGAAUGAAUGGACAGAAAAAAGCCAAAACUCAGCUUUUUAAGUAAGAGAAAGAGAGCAAAGACCCCGCUGUUACACAUUUGGUAGAUGACAUAGCAUUGAGUGAAUAUUAUAUUUUUCUACAAGGUGAGUGUGUUGAUGAGCACAGCAAAGCUGAAAGGUUUUUACACCAAAAAAGAAAUGAUUUCAGCAUUUCAAAAAUGUCGAGGGCCUGAACUGAACUCAGGGUUUUUAGAAAAAUGAGAGAUUCAAUAUUCUUCAGUAUCAUACGCAUAUCGAUUUUGUUUGAUCAUUUUAAUUAGGCUUUUAUUUUAGACUCAUUUAGAACUGCAGGUGUCCCAUUUUUAAGUUGAAUUGUUGUAUACCAUGUGCUAAGCAACAGCCUAUCAAGCAUUUGAAUUAUGAACAAUAAAUCAUGGUCAGUUAAAAUAUUUUACUCUGAAACAGAAUAUGCACAUGAUAUAUUUCAGGAUAUACAGCAAAUGGGUUUCAGGGCAUUGUUUUAUUCAUCUUCCACAUAAGCUAAGGUUUUUUUUUAAACUGUCAAGCUUUCUAUAGAGGUAUUUCAAAUCUGCAGUCAAAAGUCACUUUAUAUGAACAAACACAGUUUCUGACCUUAAGGUGAGCAUUUAUUUUUAAUUGUGGAAGUAUUGGGAAAUUUGAUUUGAUCUUACUUUGAAUGUAUUUAUUUUUCUCUGGGUUUCUUGGUUUGAGUGUGUUAUUUAGUUAUUUAUUGUUCCUAUACUAAGUAGCACAGCUUGCAUAUUGCUGUCUCCACCUUACAGAUAUGUGCAGCAUCUUAAGCGGGGUUUUGGAUACCAUUUAAGAUGUUUUCCUCUAUUUCCAUUAACAUGAUGAAACCUCAUCAAACUUGCCUCAUAGCUGGUUGUUUUCUUGUGUUUGACUGUGAGAAAUAUUUUUGAAAGAAUGUAAAGGGAAAUCUACCAAAGGGUUUUGGGAGAUCCUGUAAAGGUUAUUCCUAUGGAAAGGGGCUAAAAAAGCUUGAAAAUAAAACUCUUUCUCUCA